Molecule: messenger RNA, 1706 nt
Organism: Vigna unguiculata (cowpea)
Lineage: Eukaryota; Viridiplantae; Streptophyta; Magnoliopsida; Fabales; Fabaceae
Product: ultraviolet-B receptor UVR8-like
Source: RefSeq, a predicted model, not a curated record
UUGGUGUGAAAAGACUAUUGUUUGAUCUACGGACAUUUUGACUCUUUGAACAACAUGUUUUUCGUUUUCUUAGAUGUUUCUCUGUUUGUGCGAGUAUAUAAGACGCAGAACUUCUUUAUAACGAGCACGGGCAAGUUUUAUUAGACAGUUGCGAUCAUGCAGAUGGAAGAUGUUGAAGUGGCUGCUCCACCUCGUCGUGUUCUUCUUGUAUCGGCUGGUGCCAGCCACAGUGUAGCACUUCUGAGUGGAAAUGUUAUCUGCACGUGGGGACGAGGAGAGGAUGGACAGUUAGGCCAUGGUGACACCGAUGAUCGAUUGUUACCAACAAAACUGAGUGCAUUGGAUGGCCAAGACAUAAUAAGUGUUACUUGUGGAGCUGAUCAUACUAUGGCACGUUCUGAGUUUGGCAGAACUGUAUAUAGUUGGGGAUGGGGUGACUUUGGCAGGUUGGGUCAUGGGGAUCAUAAUGACAUGCUCAUUCCUCAUCCAAUCAGAGCAUUACAAGGUCUAAUGAUACAGCAAAUUGCUUGUGGGGACAGUCAUUGUUUGUCAGUUACCACGAACAAGUUGGUGCUGAGUUGGGGGCAUAAUCAAAAUGGUGAACUUGGACUUGGUACUACAGAGGACUCUCUUCUGCCACAAAAAGUUCAAAAAUUUGAGGGAAUACCUGUGAAAAUGGUUGCUGCUGGUGCUGAACACAGUGUAGCAAUCACUGAAGAUGGGAAUUUGUAUGGAUGGGGUUGGGGCCGUUAUGGAAACUUGGGCUUGGGUGACAGAAAUGAUCGUUUGCUCCCAGAGAAAGUAACCGUUGAUGGCUACAAAAUAGCUCUGGUUGCUUGUGGCUGGAGGCAUACAAUAUGUGUUUCAACUUCUGGUGGAUUAUACACAUAUGGAUGGGGAAAAUAUGGUCAGCUAGGACAUGGGGAUUUUGGGGAUCAUCUUGUACCUCACAAGGUUGAAACCUUGAGUGACAAGUUCAUUUCGCAGGUAUCAGGUGGGUGGAGGCAUAGCAUGGCACUCACAUCUAGUGGACAACUUUUUGGCUGGGGAUGGAAUAAGUUCGGACAGAUUGGAGUUGGUAACAAUUUAGAUUGUUGUUCUCCUGUGCAAGUGAAGUUUCCCUAUGAUCAGAAAGUGCAUCAGGUGUCAUGCGGGUGGAGACACACCAUUGCUGUUACUGAACGUGAAAAUGUAUAUUCAUGGGGAAGAGGAGCAAAUGGACAACUUGGGAAUGGAGAAACCAGAGACCGGAAUGUUCCAACCAUUAUUGAGGCCUUCAGUGUUGAUGGUUCUUCUGGGAAGUACAUAGAAACCUCAAAAUCUUGUGCAUCAUCAGGGAAAUCAUCGUCCUCCAUAUCAGUCAGAUAUGCAAUUGUUCCAGAUGAAACUGCCUCUGGAGAUGAUGGACAUGAAACCAGUGUCCCUGAAAAUGAUGCCAUGAUUUGAUAACAGCACAUCAUAGUUAAUGAGUUAAAGAAAAUGACGUUCCAGUUAGAAAGAGCAACAUGCAUAAGGAGCUAUGGAUAAGGACCGAUAUGUUGUGCAUGGGAGAUUGUUAAGUAGGAGUUAGGGUAUGAAUGUUUGUUUUGUAAAGGCUUCAAUAUGAUACUUGAAGUUGUUAAAAGUAAGUUUUAGUUAUUUUCCAAGCAAGUGUUAUCGAAGAAUAUAAAAUAAUAGGUAUAAUUAGUGAGAAAUUUUGUUCAUAA